Dipodomys spectabilis (banner-tailed kangaroo rat) is the source of this 1147-nucleotide messenger RNA. RefSeq names its product coagulation factor II thrombin receptor like 2 (gene F2rl2). Gene Ontology annotation, molecular function: thrombin-activated receptor activity. Gene Ontology annotation, biological process: positive regulation of Rho protein signal transduction; blood coagulation; thrombin-activated receptor signaling pathway. The record is from RefSeq and is a predicted model, not a curated record. The transcript has 3 exons. Bases 38 to 1132 code for a protein of 364 amino acids. Lineage: Eukaryota; Metazoa; Chordata; Mammalia; Rodentia; Heteromyidae. Gene Ontology annotation, cellular component: membrane.
CUUUAUACCUUGGAGAAGUACGUUUCAGGACAUCAAAAUGAAAGCCCUCAUUGUGGCAGCUUCUAGACUACUGUUCCUGCUGUCUACUAUUUGUCAAAGUGGCAUGGGAAACAUUGCAGACAAGUCAGGAAAACCAAACUUAACUGUUAGGACCUUGUAUGGAACCCCCCCAAAUGCUUCUGAAGACUUCUCACUUUCUGCCAUAAAAGGCUGGACAGGAGCCACUAUAAAUGUGAGGUGCCCUGAAGGAAAUGUUUCACAUCUUCAUAUGAAUAAUGUCACCGUGGGGUACCUGAAAAGUUCCUUAAGGACCAAGCUGAUACCUGCUAUCUACAUCCUGGUAUUUGUGGUUGGUAUUCCAGCCAACAGUAUGACCCUGUGGAAACUCCUUUUCAGAAACAAACCCAUCUGUCUGACCAUCUUCCAUACCAACCUGGCCAUUGCAGAUAUUCUCUUCUGUGUCACACUGCCAUUUAAGAUCACUUAUCACCUCAACGGAAAUAACUGGAUAUUUGGAGAGGUCUUGUGCCGGGCUACCACUGUGCUCUUCUAUGGAAACCUGUACUGCUCCAUUCUGCUCCUUACCUGCAUGAGCAUCAGCCGCUACCUGGCCAUUGUUCAUCCUUUCACAUACCGGAGGCUGCCCAAGCGCAAAUACACUUGGCUAACAUGUGGCGUGGUGUGGGUGAUGGUUUUCUUAUACAUGCUGCCAUUUUGCAUCCUGAAACAGGAAUAUUACCUUCUGCAGCUGGACAUCACCACCUGCCAUGAUGGAUACAGCCUAUGCGAGUCUUCCUCCCUCUUCCAGUUGUGCUACUUCAUCUCCUUAGCUGUCUUUGGAUUCUUAAUUCCAUUCAUGGUUGUUACAUACUGCUACACAAACAUUAUCCGCAGACUUAACAUACACGAUCAAAGAUGGCUGAGGUAUUCCAAGGCGGUUGUUUUCAUCAUGGUGAUUUUUAUGGUUUGCUUUAUGCCGAGUAAUAUUAUAUUGAUUGCUUAUCAUGUUAACUACUACAGUCACAACACGGAUGGCUUAUACUUUUCUUAUCUCAUAGCUUUGUGCCUGGGUAGCCUGAAUAGUUGCUUAGACCCAUUCCUUUACUUUCUUAUGUUAAAAAUGUUAAAUUAACCGAGUAGCUGUCUA